UCUGCAAUUUGCGUGGACUCACCGAACGCCCCAAUCGAGUCUCCCGUACUCUUCUUCUUCUUCUUCUCGGCGUUGGAGUCGCAGUUCGUGAUUCGAGGUUCGGCGUACCGCCUGUGGUGCUUAGAGACCUGAUCGAUUGGUAGAGGGAGAACGCGAAGGAUAGCGUUUGACGUCUUCGAUGGUGAGAGAGACCGAGUACUACGAUGUUCUUGAGGUCAGCCCCUCGGCCACCGAGUCCGAGAUCAAAAAGGCGUAUUACAUGAAGGCCCGGCAAGUUCAUCCAGAUAAAAAUCCCAAUGAUCCUAACGCAGCCCAGAAAUUCCAGAUAUUGGGAGAGGCUUACCAAGUUUUAAGUGAUCCAGCACAACGACAGGCAUAUGAUGCUCAUGGGAAAGCAGGAGUCUCAACCGAUGCAAUCAUCGAUCCAGCUGCAAUCUUUGCUAUGCUUUUUGGCAGUGAGCUUUUUGAGGAAUAUAUAGGUCAACUUGCCAUGGCAUCAAUGGCUUCUCUGGAUAUCUUUACAGAAGGGGAACAGUUUGAUGCUAAGAAAGUGCAAGAAAAAAUGAGGAUUGUUCAGAAGGAAAGAGAAGAGAAGCUUGCACAAACAUUGAAAGAUCGGCUAAACCAAUAUGUCCAAGGAAACAAAGAAGACUUUGUCCGUCAUGCUGAAGCGGAAGUAGCAAGGCUUUCCAGCGCAGCUUAUGGUGUGGAUAUGUUGAGCACGAUUGGCUACAUAUAUGUGAGACAGGCAGCUAAGGAGCUUGGAAAAAAGGCAAUAUAUUUGGGAAUGCCUUUUAUUGCAGAGUGGUUUAGAAACAAAGGACAUUUCAUAAAAUCUCAGGUCACAGCAGCUACAGGUGCUAUUGCUCUGAUCCAGCUCCAAGAAGACAUGAAAAAGCAACUCAGUCAAGAAGGAAACUAUACCGAGGAAGAACUUGAAGCGUACAUGCAAUCUCACAAGAAGUUGAUGAUUGAUUCUUUGUGGAAGCUUAACGUUGCUGACAUUGAAGCAACUCUUUCCCGUGUUUGUCAGAUGGUUCUUCAAGAUCCCAACGUCAAGAAAGAGGAGCUCCGGGCACGAGCAAAGGGAUUGAAAACUCUUGGUAAAAUUUUUCAGAGGGUUAAGUCAGUCAAUGGGAAUGAUCCUGAGGCUCUGCUCACGGAGAAAAUGAAUGGAAGUGAUUCAAGUAAUGACCCGCGCUCGCCUAGUACGUCAUCAACACCGAAAUCUUUCUCUGAAGAGCAGUCCUAUGCUUCACGUGAACCGCAGAGCCCCUAUGUGGAGGCCCCUAGUAUUGGUGGAGCACCAGUUAACCUCGACUUCCCGAGACCAACUGCACCACCUGGUGCAUUUAGACAUCCUUCGUCGGGCAGGGAUUGACAUGGACGGUGAGAGUACUUGAAUCAUUUUCUCCAUUACUGCAUGGCCCGUCAUUUUAUGGGUAUUUAGGAAGGAUUUUUUUUUUUUUUUAAAUGUUGAACCUGGAUGUGUUUGUAAUCAGACGUCUGGAUGUUGUUUUCUGCUUGAAAGCGCGUUUCAUUUCUGGCCUCCAGCUGCACAGGCAUUAUAUGCAUGUAUCCAUGUGGACAAAACAGAAGCAUAUAUACAAAGGGAUAGGGAGUGGUAUUAGGCGUUAGUGUCUUCUUUGAUUGUCAUUAGGUGGCUGAGAUUGGCAGCCUUAUAUUUUGUAUUUUGUAGUUUCAGAGCAUGAUGCUUUUGUGGUCACAUUCUUUUCCUUUCCUUUUUUGGGUCGUCACUCCAUGGAGAUACAUGUAUUAUUUUUCACAUAAGAUGGAUGGAUCGAAACUUGUUUGUAAUAUAGUUUGCCGAAUGAACAGCUUGCCCAACAA
Molecule: messenger RNA, 1851 nt
Organism: Rhodamnia argentea
Lineage: Eukaryota; Viridiplantae; Streptophyta; Magnoliopsida; Myrtales; Myrtaceae
Product: chaperone protein dnaJ 10-like
Exons: 10
Coding region: 179-1381 (400 amino acids)
Source: RefSeq, a predicted model, not a curated record